AUGGCGUCUGUUUCUUACCAUAUCUCCAAUCUUUUGGAGAAGAUGACAUCCAGUGAUAAGGAUUUUCGUUUCAUGGCUACCAAUGAUUUGAUGUGCGAGUUACAAAAAGAUUCAAUUAAACUUGAUGAUGACAGUGAAAGAAAGGUGGUUAAGAUGUUGCUGAAGUUGCUUGAAGAUAAGAAUGGUGAAGUACAAAAUCUAGCUGUCAAAUGCCUUGGACCUCUGGUGAGCAAAGUCAAGGAAUACCAGGUUGAAACCAUAGUUGAUACAUUAUGUAGUAAUAUGUUGUCAGAUAAAGAACAACUUAGAGAUAUUUCCAGCAUAGGUUUGAAGACUGUUAUUAAUGAACUUCCACCGGCCUCGUCUCCCUUGGCUGGUAACAUAUGCAAACGUAUUACUGGAAGAUUGACCAGUGCUAUAGCUAAGCAAGAAGAUGUAUCAGUACAGUUAGAAGCUCUAGACAUCCUUGGUGUUCUCAGCAGAUUUGGAGGUUUGUUGGUGAGUUUCCACCCAUCUAUCCAGGCUAGUUUAUUACCUCAACUGACCAGUCCAAGGCUUGCUGUGCGAAAAAGGUCUAUUAUUGCCAUAGGUCAUUUAGUUGUAAGUUGUAAUAAUGCCCUAUUUGUUGAAUUAAUGGAUAAUUUACUAUGUGAACUCAGUCAGAAUGCAAGUGUUUCUACUACAAGAACAUACAUACAGUGUAUUGGUGCUAUCAGACGAGAUGACGUGAGGUGUGAAUCCUGGGCCUAUCAUUUCGACAUUGCUUUUGAAUCGUUUGUUAGAAGAUGUCCCAAAGAAGUGGCUCCACAUGUGUCUACAAUCAUUGAGUUGUGUCUGGAGUAUAUUUGCUAUGAUCCAAAUUAUAAUUAUGAGAGCGAUGAAGAUGAAGACACAAUGGAUGCAGAUGAUGAAGAAGAAGAAGGUGAAAGUGAUGACGAGUACAGUGAUGAUGACGAUAUGAGUUGGAAAGUACGGCGUGCCUCAGCUAAAUGUUUGGAUGCUAUCUUUGCCUGUCGAGCUGAGAUGCUGCCAGAAUUCUAUAAAGUAGUAUCACCAGCCUUGAUCACAAGGUUCAAAGAACGUGAGGAGAAUGUGAAGUCUGAUAUUUUUCAUGCCUAUAUAACAUUACUCAAACACACCAAACCAAUGCAGAGUGGUUAUAUUGAUCCUGAUGCAAUGGAACAAGAAGAUGCGUAAACUGUUGUGAUGCUUCGCCAACAAGUGCCAGCAAUUGUCAAAGCAUUACAUAAACAGCUGAAAGAAAAGAGCAUAAAGACAAGACAAGGUUGUUUUUCAUUGCUGACAGAGCUAGUUACUGUAUUGCCUGGUGUUUUAUCUGACCAUAUUGGUGUGUUAGUACCCGGUAUACAGUUUUCACUUGGUGAUAAGAAUACCAGUUCCAAUAUGAAGAUAGAUACGUUAUCAUUCUUACAUUGUUUGAUGUCAAGUCAUUCUCCACAAGUAUUUCAUCCUCAUAUAGAUCAGCUUGUACCACCUGUUGUUAAUUCGGUUGGUGAUCCGUUUUAUAAGAUAACAUCAGAGGCCCUAUUGGUGACACAAACCAUGAUAAAAGUGAUCAGACCACUUGAUUUCAAGUGUACGUUUGAUUUCACUCUGUAUGUGUUGGAUUUAUAUGGAUGCACCUACACCAGACUGAAAGCUGCUGACAUAGACCAGGAAGUUAAAGAAAGGGCAAUCUCAUGCAUGGGUCGUAUUAUCUGCAAUCUAGGUGAUCAACUAACGAAUGAGUUGAAAACGUGCCUACCAAUAUUUUUAGAUCGACUGAAAAAUGAAAUUACUAGAUUAACCACAGUGAAGGCAUUAACGCUGAUAGCAGGCUCACCGCUAAAGAUAGAUAUAAGACCUAUCUUGAAAGAAGGUGUUCCUAUAUUGGCAUCUUUUCUACGCAAGAAUCACCGUGCUUUGAAGCUAAGUACACUACUAUGUUUAGAUGUACUUGUCAAGAAUUAUGGUCCUGCUUUGUCAAGUUCAAUGAUAGAUGGCGUAGUGGAAGAGUGUCCGCCAUUGAUCAAUGAAAGUGAUUUACAUGUCUCGCAGUUGACAAUGAACUUGUUGACAUCCAUAUCAAAAAUGCACAGUAGCUGCAUGUCAAGGAUCGACAAAACUAUAUUACCAGAAGUGUUUAUUCUCGUCAGGUCUCCUCUGCUGCAAGGCAGUGCAUUGAAUGCAAUGUUGGAGUUUUUUGAAGCACUCGUCAUAACUGGAUCUCCCAACACUGGGUUUAGAGAGCUCUUACAGAUGCUAAUUAAUCCUGUGUACAAUCCAACACCGGCAACACAACCGAUAAAUUCACCAUUUGCUGUGCAUAAACAGGUAAGAAAGUUCAUAUUAUUUACCGUAAUCAGUUCUACUGUGUGUAGCAGCAUGACGAUUACUUGUUCCAGAGAAGGAUCUGCUGUUGUGCUACAGUUUGUCAGUGAUGUCAAGGUAGGAACCAACACUUUUGAUCUCAGUAGCCAAGCUGAUUUACAGUCUGUUAUAAUCAACGCUUUCUCAUCACCAAAUGAAGAGGUAAAAUCAGCCGCGUCAUAUGCAUUAGGUAAUGUUAGUGUUGGAAAUUUGUCUCUGUAUUUACCCUUUGUGUUGAAUGAAAUAGAAACACAGCCAAAGAGACAAUAUCUAUUAUUACACUCACUGAAAGAGAUUAUUGCAUGUCAGUCAGUCAACCGCACAUCAGUGGACAUUCUCAAACCAUUCGUUGGGAAUAUUUGGGAUUUACUUUUUAAUCAUUGUGAAUGUGCAGAGGAAGGUACACGGAAUGUUGUGGCAGAAUGCCUUGGUAAACUUACUCUUAUAGAUCCUGCUUCAUUACUACCUAAAUUAAAGCAAAAUUUGUCCUCACCUUCACCGUAUACUAGAAGUACAGUAGUUACAGCAGUUAAAUUCACAAUUUCAGACCAUCCACAACCAGUGGAUUCAUUGCUGAAAGUCUGCAUCGGUGAUUUUCUGAACACAAUGCAGGAUCCUGAUCUGAAUGUCCGUCGUGUUGCCUUGGUAACAUUUAACUCAGCUGCACAUAAUAAACCAUCAUUAAUUCGAGACCUGUUAGAUGACAUACUUACACAUUUGUACAAUGAAACAAAAAUAAGGAAAGAUCUGAUUCGUGAAGUUGAGAUGGGUCCUUUUAAGCAUACUGUGGAUGAUGGUUUGGAUAUCCGAAAGGCUGCCUUUGAAUGUAUGUAUACACUACUAGAUUCUUGCCUGAACAGGAUAGAUAUCUUUGAAUUUUUGAACCACGUGGAGGAUGGACUUAAAGACCAUUAUGAUAUCAAAAUGCUUACAUACCUAAUGUUAGCCAGGUUAUCAUAUCUAUGUCCUAGCGCUAUUUUGCAACGUUUAGACAGAUUGAUUGAACCAUUGAGAGCCACAUGUACUACCAAAGUAAAAGCUAACUCUGUCAAGCAAGAGUUUGAAAAACAAGACGAAUUGAAAAGGUCUGCAAUGCGAGCUGUAGCAGCAUUAAUGGCUAUACCAGAUAGUGAUAAAAAUCCUCUGAUGAAUGAAUUUGUCUCUCAGAUCCGCUCCAGUCCUGAAAUGUCUACUAUGUUUGACAGUAUUCAGAAAGAUGCAGCUGCCAGUGUCAGUUCAGAUUCACUCAUGGAUACAAGCUAAAUAUCCAACUAUCCGCUGUUUGUUUCAUGCCCCUACAAUAAUCAUAUUUCAAUAAAUACAAACUAUAGUGAGGUGCAGUU
Messenger RNA from Saccoglossus kowalevskii, 3713 nucleotides. Its product is annotated as cullin-associated NEDD8-dissociated protein 1-like. The record is from RefSeq and is a predicted model, not a curated record. Gene Ontology annotation, biological process: SCF complex assembly. Lineage: Eukaryota; Metazoa; Hemichordata; Enteropneusta; Harrimaniidae.